Dictyostelium purpureum is the source of this 765-nucleotide messenger RNA. RefSeq lists its product as uncharacterized. Lineage: Eukaryota; Evosea; Eumycetozoa; Dictyosteliales; Dictyosteliaceae. The transcript is spliced from 3 exons. Gene Ontology annotation, cellular component: mitochondrion. Gene Ontology annotation, biological process: mitochondrial proton-transporting ATP synthase complex assembly. The record is from RefSeq and is a predicted model, not a curated record. The coding region runs from base 1 to 765 and encodes 254 amino acids.
AUGAAAAAUAAUAAAAACAAUAAAUUUGCAGGAAAAAAACCAGCACCACCAACCAAACCACUUACAGCAACACCACUUUCACAAACUGCUGCCGCUUUACUCGGCAACAAAUAUUAUAGCACUAAACCAGAUUAUGUCCCAAAGCCUUAUUUAGGCCCACCAGGAAAAUUAAAUGAUGUUGUUAAACUCGAACUUUUAGAAAAAGAAGACGCCUCAACUGUUAAACAAAUUUGGUUACAAUACCAUUUACAAAAAGAAUGUUUAUGUGCAGUUAUUCCAUCCGAUAUUUACAAAAAAUUAAUUUCAAGAUCAAAAGAAUGUCCACUUUUCAUUAUUCCACUCCCAGGCGAUAAAGGUUUCAUUUCAAUUUUAUAUCAAAAUCAAGGUGAUCAUUUAGUAUUCACCUAUUUAGAACAAUUUAAAAAACAUUCAGUUAAUGCUGUCCCAUGGUUAAUUGCAUCACAUUACACCGAUUUCAUCGAUUCUAAAGGAAUUGUUUUAAUGAGAGCCGAACCAAAUUUAGAAGUUUUAAAUAACACUCAAGCUCAAUACCUUUAUAAUCAAAUUCAAUCAUACCUUUUAGACGACACUAAAUAUAAAAUUAUGGAAACUUUUACCAAACGUCCACACGAAUUUGAUUUCAAUUUAGUUAUUAAGGAUAUGGAAAAAAUGUCACUUUUAGAUAAUAAACAAUCCGAAAUGGCCUCAAAUGUUAUCGAGUUCGAAAAAGAAGCCGAAUUAGUAAAUGAAUCCAAAAAAGAAUAA